Messenger RNA from Melospiza melodia melodia, 10620 nucleotides. It is a transcript of the gene SYT16, whose product is annotated as synaptotagmin 16. Gene Ontology annotation, molecular function: phospholipid binding. The transcript has 9 exons. The record is from RefSeq and is a predicted model, not a curated record. Lineage: Eukaryota; Metazoa; Chordata; Aves; Passeriformes; Passerellidae. The coding region runs from base 591 to 2351 and encodes 586 amino acids.
GCAAGAACAGCAGCACCACUCCUGUUUCUCAAACUCAGGACUGUGCCUCUCUUCAGCUUUGCCAAGCUUGUGUGAGUACUACAGAUUCUAAGGAUUUAGCAGACUGUCCCAUGAAGAAGACUUUUCUCAUAAACAACAUAUUUCAAAGCUUUCAUGGGAAAUUCCAUUUCUGGUUUGACUCAUCUUGCUGCUUUAUGUAAGUGUGAUUAGUGGGAGCCUUCAUUAUCCUCCCUGCAGUCCUCUUUCACUUGAUCAAGAAGCUCUGCUGUGAAGAGAGAGCUGAGCUCCCAUGCCUGGAACAAUGAGAGUGAAGAAAACACUGCAAAGAAAAGUCCAGAGCUCAUGAAGGCCUUGGUUUUGAAGGACAAGAAAUUGCUUCCCAGCUGACACUCUCGAUGGCAAUUUCCAUUUCAGACUAAAUCUCAUGUGUCUGAGUGAUAAACCUUUGAAAACAUGGGCUUAUAAUGGAAACACUAAGUCAACUUUAACUACAGCUGUGCAGUGCAAGAAAAAUACCAGCUCCCCGAAUUGAAAGUGACAUGCUGGCAAAGCUGAACAACUGAUCACCAGACACUGGCAUAGUGUUAAACAUGGCUUCUGAGGCUGCUCACAAUUUCCUCCAGCCACUGUCUACUUGGAUGUCUCAAGUAUAUGAAGCAAUCCAGCAAGCAGGAGACUCCAUAUCUGCCUCUCUGCUGAAUCUGAGUGGAGUGGGUCGGAAGCCAGAAGCAGAAAGGACCCAGGACUUGGAGAAUAAUGGAGGAGUUUAUGAGGAUUAUUCUGAGGAAUUAGAUGAUGAACAGGACCUGGACCUUUGGGAUGAGGACUAUUUCUACCCUAGAGAUGACAGCUACAUUGGAGGCCCUGAUCUUGCUUCACAAAACCUCCCUCAAGGCUCUGACAUGGAUCUACAGAGGCACAAAGGGGUUAAAACCACCAGCACCUUGCCAGAGCAGUGCGCUGAAAGCAGCAGGACCUUGACAGCCAAUGGAUCCUACUGGAUGAGUGAGGAUCUCCAGCCUCCUGAUCGGCUUCCUCCCAUUGCUGAGGAAGAAGGUGAGCCCUCCUGGAGGAUGGGAGCCCAUGAGCACAGCCUCAGCUUGGGGGGCUCCUUGCACAGUGCCAAUGGCACGGCACGCUGUGCAGAUCUGGAUGGACUAAGCCAACUGAGUUACCAAGACAACCUCUCCUGUCGUGAAGAUGACCAUGCAUCUGUUGAUUCAAGAACAACAACCAGGAGUAGGGGCACUGGGCAGCACAAAGGGCCCAGGAUGGAGCCCAGAACUGGGGAUGGUGUCAGCCAGUCACACAGGGAAGGACGCCUGGAAAUGGAGACAGCAUUUGCCAACCAGGAAUUGGAAGUAAAUGAUGCUACUGACAGCUCAUCGGCUUGGAGCCCUGAGGAACACAACGAAGUGAACAGUGUGCCAGCUCACCAUUGUGCCCACGAGCCCAUCUGCAAAUGUGGUGACCUGGAUGUCCUCUUCACCUACAAAUCCGCAAGCCAGAAGCUGAUAGCCACUGUCCUGGAGGCCAGGGACAUCCCAGACAAGGACCGCAGUGGCGUCAACACCUGGCAGGUGCACGCAGUUCUGAUGCCGGGCAAGAAGCAGAGGGGCAAAACCAGUGUGCAGAGAGGACCCAUCCCCAUCUUCCAGGACAAAAUCACCUUCAGCAAGCUGGAGCCAGAGGAGCUGAGCAGCCACGCCGUUCGCUUCCGCCUCUACGCCGUGCACAAGGUGCUUGGGGAGAAGAUGAUGGGGGAGCAGCUCUUCUACCUGAGGGGCAUCAGCCAGGAAGGGGAGGUGAAGGUGACACUGCUCUUGGAGCCACGGAGUAACCUGAGUAGUGCAGAUUCUCAGCUGAGUCUGUCAGCAAUCUCUCACAGUGAUAGCGCUUCCUCAACACAGUCCCUGUCGCAUGGAGGGGUGCCAGAGCUGCUCGUGGGACUGUCAUACAAUGCCACCACGGGGAGGCUGGCAGUGGAGAUGAUCAAAGGCAGCCAUUUCAGAAACCUUGCCAUUAAUAGGCCACCUGACACCUAUGGGAAGCUCUGCCUGCGCAACUCGGUGGGUCAGGAGAUGUCUCGCUGCAAGACCUCGAUCCGCCGGGCACAGCCCAACCCUGUCUACAAGGAGACUUUCAUCUUUCAGGUCGCCCUCUUCCAGCUCUCUGAGGUCACCCUGCUGAUCUCCAUCUACAGCAGGCGCAGCCUGAAGCGCAAGGAGAUGCUGGGCUGGAUCUCCCUGGGCCACAGCAGCAGCGGGGAGGAGGAGCAGAGCCACUGGCAGGAGAUGAGGGAGGCACAGGGGACACAGGUCUGCAGGUGGCACACGCUGCUGGAGUCCUAGUGGGCACCAAGGGCUGUCUCUCCUUGAUCUCUGCCAGCAGAAUCCAGCUCUGGCAGGGCACACAGCUUUCACCUGCCCCCUCAGUGGCAGCAGCCAUGGGUAUCAGAGGUGGCAAGGCCUGGGAAGCAAGUUUAGUUCUUGCCUUACCAGCUUGCCCUGCAUUUUCUACAUCGCCAUAACCCUAGUGAGAAGCAGUGGGAAUACUUGGAAAAUCCUUUCCUUGGACAUUGUCUUGCUCAUUUUUCUAUAGGCUUAAUCACCACAGACUGAUUCUGAUGGGAUGCUGUUUUCUUCUGGGGUAAACUCUCACUUCCCCCUUUUCCCUUAUUUGUAUUAAUGAAGUUUGCAAAUAUUCUUGCCACGCAGAUAGCUCACAGAAAAGCUAACCUGCAUGCAGAGCACAUUCUCUCCCUUUUAUUAUUGUGUUUCUAAGUCCUAGAAAAAAGCAUUUGAUACCACUGUAGACUGGAUGAUAUAUUUUUCAGGCAGCAUGAGAAAGCACUCUUGAAUUCUCUGUCAACUUUUAAGUGCCUAGACUUUCCUACUGUUCUCCUGUACUAACAAUUGAUAUAAGGACUAAAUACUACUGGUAUUUUUAAUUAGGCACCUGUUAGCCUGCAUUCACAUAGGUUUGCAAGGAGAUAACAAACAUCAGUUUUAUAUUGCAUUAUACAAUGCAUGUUUAGAUGUUUACUUGAAGUUAUGGCUUCUGUCAUCACAAAUACCAAAAAAAGACCAGAACAAACUGCACAGCCACCUUUGUGCCUGAAUCACUCCUUUCUGCAUUGUUUUGCCCAUGUGUUAAUGUGAUUUUUAGAACUGAGGUUCAUUCAGAAAAGCAUUCCUGUGAGCAUUACAGGAGAGGGCUUCAGACCUGUGGUUUUUCUCUGGUUCAGCAAAGCACUACUCAGUUUGCUGAGGGUUCUUCUUCAAAUCUCCUGUAAUAUCUCCUUGGGAUAUGGAAGGGGACUGGUUCUGGCAUGCUGAGCAGCAGAGGAUGCCAGACCAUGUCACCUAACCUGGGGAAGGAGCUCUCUUGCAAGCCAGGAAUGGGAUCCAGAAGGGUCCUGGCUCUGCUGAAAAGAAUUGUGCUUCCUGCCUCCAACUGAGAGCAAUGCAAGGGGCAGCCUUGCUGGAUGAGGUGAUGACACUGUCACGUGGUGACUUUUCAGACUGUGCUGUCCUUUUCCAUUUUAAUCUCUUUUCCUGUCUCUGGGAGCUGAAGUCAUGGAGAUGAUGGAUGGAGGAUGUGUCUCAGUCUGCUGCUUGGCUAAGUGGUUGUUGUUGCAGUGCUGUGUGUGACACAAAGGAGAGUGUUCCUCCUCAGUGGAAUGUAGGCAGUGAGGUGCUGAGAUCUCCAAAUGCUAUCAGCUGCCCAAUCUCCCAUUCCCCACACUCUCUAGGAGAGGACUGUCUUUCCUCCAUUCCUGCUGAUGACAGCAAGACACAGGAAAUAUUUUGCUGAAGAGCUUUGUCUGUACUGAGUCACUUCAUGGUUUGCUUUUGCCAUUUACAGAGACCUGGCACCAAAUUCUGCCUCCUCCUGCACCACAGCCACUUCCUUCGCUUCAAUGGUGCUGUGCAAAUCUAACUAAUGCAAAUUUUGGCACUGGCUGUUUGACCAAGAUUGGUCCUUGGUGCUGGUUUUUGUCACAUCCAGGCUAGACAGGCCCUGAGGGCACUCACAGGUUAUCACUUGGUGUCACAGAGGCUCUGUCUGGCCAAGGAGGCAGACAGAAUAAUCUGCACAGAGAAGCACUUCUGCUACAGGUGAUACAAGCUAUUCUACAGACCACACUCUUGUACCUUCUUAUCACCUGUCUGAGCAUCAUUUUUCCAGGGAGACUGCUGGGUAUCCUAUGCAGGAGGGUUUUCCUCCACUGUCUAGAUAAGCUGGCAUGUCUGCUUUGCACUACUGGGGCUUUGAAACACAAAACAGGGUUUAACCCAAAUGCAGCUCAUCCAGCAAAUGUGUUCUUGACUGCACUGUUAAAGCUGCUGUAUUAGCAAUGCAAGAAAAGUGAACAUCUGAGUGAUAAUCAGCAGAAUAGAAUUUCAUUUAUCAUACACUUUUCUGCUGGGGAAAAUUAAAAAAGUAGAGGAAACAGCCCAAUUCAAAAGGCUGAUUCUAGUUAUUUUCCAAUCUCUACAUAUUUUUUGUCCUGAACUGCAUAAAAUGGAUAUGCAAGUGUUUAUAAUUAAUUUUUAUUACCUGGAAUGUGUGGGUGUAAUAAACUUACUGAGAUUCUGUUCAGAACUUCUUGAACCUGCAAAGCCUUGCCUAUGCUUCAUGAUUAGCUAAGGAAAAAGUGUAAGUUCAUAAUACAUUUCAGCAGUGAACUGGAGAUAACCCAGAUUUAUAACAGCAUGAUUAAAAAAAAACCUAAUGAAAAAGAUAAUUUAAAAAAACAAUGAGGUACACUGGGUUUGGACUUCCAUGCUGUUUUCACAUUAAGAUCUUUUCUGAAGAUACAGCAUUAAGGGAAUUGAAUUUUAAUAUAUAAUUUCAUUGUAGAGUUUUUGGAGUCAGAGAAAAGCAAGUGAAAAUGGCUUACUUAGAGUAAGUCAAUACCUAAGCAUGUGUUAAAACUUUGCUGUCCAAGGGAAGCAGGUUGCUGCAUCCUUGCUGCCACAUUUUACCCUUCUAUUUUGUCAAAAAAUGUUGGAGAGAGGGGGCAAGGGCUGUGGCAGAGGGACCAUUGGGUUUUUAGAGCUACUGCCAAACCUCUUGGCACAUCCAUGCCUUGAGAAGUGCUUUUGUGGGGUUCUUUAUGUUCCUAGUAAAGCAAGGGAGAAAUUUAGGAAUCUUGGGGUGAGCAAGGUGCUGGGGGUACUCAUGUUUGCUAUUUAUAUUUUGGGAUUUUUAUUGCUUUUGUGGUUUAUUUUUCCUUCCAUUAUUGACUGUUUGUGAGAUGGAGGCUUUGCAGCAGCUCUGGCAUAUUCCAAAGCUCCUGCAAAUUCUUCCCAUUGACAGAUUGAAUUAGUCAUUGCUAAUAUUGAUACAGGCUGGGCUUGUGCUCAUGGUCUUUCUUCUGUAAACACCACUGCCCUUUUAGUCACUGCUUUAACCCCUUGUUUCCUCUGGAAGUGGCUGACAAGGCUGGAUUUCCAGGAGGUUUUCCAUUACUUGGGAAUCCUGACUGCCACUUGACUUGUGGAUAGGCUGUAGACCCUGUGUUCCCCUGGCCUGUUCCAUGUGGAUGCUGAUGCUCUCUGCUCCUGUGGGGUUCCAGGUGGGGAGAACAGCUCUGAGAAGGCCAUGGGGAUUUCAGGGAGCAGGAUAGGAAUGGAUAACCUGGUUCUGGGAUGCUUGGGAAUUUACAGGUCUAGAUUAUGGACGUUUCCUAAUGCGCUCAUGUUUUCUAAGAUAAUUUGUUCCCUUUUGACACCACUGUUCGCAAUCUCUUUAUAGUUUAUUUGAAUUUUCUUAAAAAAAAAAAAAAAAGGCCUGAAAAUGUGAAAAAGGAUUAACUGAAUUGGCCCAGAGUAUUAUGGGCAAGUGCCCUGGAUCCAUCUCUGUAUCUUGAGCAGCAUUGUUCAGCUGAUUGCAGCCUGUUCUUUCCUUGUUCUCUCCCCAGCCACCAUGCCCUGUCCUGCCAAGCUCUCUGCUGCUAUUUUCUUUUUUCCUUUUUAAUAUUUAUUGACAACAGAACAGAGUGAUCUCACCGUGUUUCUACUCCCCAUAAUAACGGUGAUCUUCAGCUGAUGCCCACAGAAAUGAGCUCCUUUUUUAGCCCACUGAGCCGCAGCAAUGGCUGCUCACUUUGUGAAGUGCCCAUUUGCAAAGGCUUUAUCUGGAUGAUCUUCCACAUCCUUUGAUUUGUCCGGGUUUCCUUUUUGCCAGUGUCUUUAAUUAGCUGGACCCCGCUGUGGCCUGCCUGUUCCUGUUGCUCUGCCUUGUCUCCUUUCCCUCCAGGGGCAGUGAGGGCUGUGCAGCUCCCGGGUAGGUGGACAAUGCUGGCGUGUAUUUUUAGCAGCUGCAGAUCCCGAGGAGUUAUUUGGUGCUUUACACAGCCGACUGAUCUUCAGUCAUGGAUGGCCUUAGAAGUUCCUGGAUGCACAGAUCCAAAGGCUGCCAGCUGCUAUUGAUCAUUUUCCCAGCAUAAAGCUGAAGGUGGCAGCUUGGCAGAGGAGCAGGCUUUUCCUCUGGUGGCAUUUCAUUUUCCCCUUCAGCUGGAGCUGGCAGUGACCUUGGAGAGCUGGCGUGCCUGCAGUGCUUGCUUUCCACUCCCAUAUUUAUCAUCAUUUUUAAUCUGUGUGAUCACAGCACUUCAUCUCUCUGCCUCUCUCUCUCAUCUCUCAUGCCUUCUGCCCUUCAGCAUGAAAACUGGACUGAAAGGCUGAGCAACGAAUAUGGCCUUCUCCAUCAUAUUAUCCCAUCCCAAAAUCGUGAUGUUACUAUCAAGACCUUGCCUUCCUGUUCUCUUGUCCACUUGUAGAGUUUGAAGUUUGUUGGUUGGGCUGUGACACUUAAAUAUUUACAGAGUGACACCUGCUCACCUCCAUGUGGACCAAGUUAAUGACAGAAGAAAGAUCCUGGUUCGUAUUUUUCUUUCUUCCUUCUCUCACGGGCAUUGUGCUCUGCAAAAGGACAACGGAGCCUGCAGGAAUUAGUAUGCAGGAGCAUCCUCUUUCCAUUUAAAAUGUGCUUAGUGUGAUGUUUGCAGCUAUGGGUUGAGGGGGAGAAACAAAGCAGCCAGGGUUUGUAGAGAAGCUCACACUUUGAAUGAGGCAGGUUUUUCCCUCCAGCAUGUGAUACCCCAACAAAUACAUUCUCAUCUCCCAGGAAGCAGUGCUGGCUCUGAGCUCAUCUGCUUCUGUGAUACAAGCAGCCAGAAGAUGACAGAUCCUAAAGCUUGGAAAGGCAUCCAAGAUAAUUCCACAGAGCUGGUCUGGGUGUUUAUUUGGGAUCUGGUGAGGAUUUAACAAGCUGUCAUGCAAGAAAUGAAAACCCCAGGUAGUGGUGGGGGAUAGAGCAGGAGGGGAAGGCUCUUGGUGUGCUUGUGCUGCUUAGAGCUGGAAUUUGCUCACUCCUCACUCCAGAAAGCAGCACAGCCAGGCUGCAGUGGCAUCAAGCCUGAGCUGAAACCCAGUUUCUCUGCCUGACUCUUGAGCUCCAGCUCUGCUGGAGGCACACACAGAUUUUUUAUUCAGUGCAGAGUGAGCUUGUGUCUCCCUGCAGCCUACGCUGUGGGCCCUAAGAAAUGAAUGUGUAAAUAUUUUGUCUCUCACAGCAGCCCAAGGUCAUCUUUCUGGAACAGCAAACAGGCACAGAAUCCAAAGAAGAUCAGUCUGUCAUAUGAGUAAGGUUAGCAUCUGCACUUACAAAUGACAAAGGCUAUUAAUCCUCAUGCUGUAAUCCCCAAGCUGUUUGCCAGCUGGCAGCAGGAAGAUGCUCCUGCUCAACCCACACAGCUAUCCAUGUUUUUUCACCUUUGUAAAGCAGAUAUAGGUCAAUAUUGUAGCCUCAAUAAAAAACUUGGUAGAUGCCAUUCAUCACUUUUGGCAUUACAGUCCCUCUGUUCUCCACACAAACCCUCUAUACAAAUGAAGGGGUAAGAGGAGAGCUCUGGGCUGGGCUCUCCAUGUGCUGCUCCUCCAAAACAAAAGGCUGAAGGUGAGAUUUUUCUUCCUCUUUUUUGCCCCUGAGUUUGUCCUGGGUGGAUGAAUUUUGAGAUCUCUCUGCAAAGCUGAGCAACCUUAGCAAAGCUCUGUCACUAUACAGGUCUUUACACCUAGAUCAGGGAAAACCUAACUCUGGCAGAAGGCAGACAAAAUUCCAGUGGUGGGACUUUUUUUUGGUCUUAAUUUGGGAACCUGCAUAGGAUUGCCUAUCACAGGAGCAUAAACCCCUGAAUCCUCUGAGGUAUCACUGGUGGAGCAGAAGGAAGCUGCAGGUAGUGAUGCAGGUAGGCUGUGAGAGUCUGAUCUCGCACACCAAAAACCUGUAUGGCCACUGGGUCACAGUCAGUAUUGGGCAGCUGGGGUUGGAAAUAGUUGAGGAAGAAGCACAAAAACCAGACAGGAGCUGUGAAACUCCAUUCAGAACUGUUACUUGCUCAUCUCUCAAGGAAAUUGGAAAGCGAUUUUUUUUUUUUGCUGUAACAGAAAUCACAGCUGCUUUGGCAGCUGCAGGUGUGAGGAGCUAAGGAUGUUUCCUCCUUGCUUUUCUAUUUCCUCUGGCUGUGAUGGGGGACAUCAAAUAGACACCAAAUACUCUGGAGGUGUUUGGCCCCUGUAGAGUCAUUCCCAGUGUGGGCUGAUCUUAGUGAGAAACAAAAGACAAAAAGCUGAUAUUGGCCAUGGGUGAGGAACAAGGAUUCAGUGUUCACACAAAAGCAGGAUUCUUCCUGAGCCCCACAACCAUUAAUUAGCUGUGACCUUCAGGGAAGGCACUUCAUGCCAAAUACUUCCCUCUCCCUUCAUUUCUCUUAGGAUAACAUUGCAAAUUUCUGUCUUCAUUAACAACCAGGAAAAAAAAAUAUAAUUUUUCCAGCUUCCCUCAUCCCUGUUAUGUCUUGUUAGCACUUUCCAGGUGUUUUUCCUUCAUGCUGUCUCCACCACUGCUUCUCCCACCCUCUCAUUAAUAUCUGCAGAGAUCUGGUCCAAGGCAGGUCAGUGCCUGGUAGCAAUAUUUUAUGUUCAUGGUGCUCAGGAUAAAACCUGUCCUCCAAUCCCUUAUCACUUUGUAGCACCUCAAGCACAAGUUUUCCAAUUAAACUGGUAUCACAUCUCUGCUGUAUUCCUCUGCUGGCAUUGCUGUGGUUUGUGUCUUGCUGGGCUUUGUUCUCAGCUGUAACUUCAUUGACUUUUCCCAGCAGAGAGUUUUGUUUGUCAAGAAGAGUAAAUGAAGUAAUCAUUUGGUAGACUUAGCAUUUAAAUACUGUGUGACAUUUAUAUGUGUGUGUGUAUAUAUAAAAAAUGGUUUUUAUGGCAGAGUGCCACGGGGCGUUUGCAUGAAGCACAUCUCAAUGUAUAUUUGACUGUUGAUUUAAAUACACAGUAUGUAAUAAGUUAUUUUUAGUGUGUAUUGACUUCUUUCUAUAUUGGAACAAUAUACCAUCCCUGGCAGGGUUUUGCUGUCUCUGUUGUGGGCACAGCUGGACUCUGAGGUGUGUCCUUGUCCUGUUUCCUCCUUGUUUUCCAUGAGGUGGGAUUUGCUCCCCUCAGGAGCUUUGUGGGUGCACAGAUGUCCCUCCUGGGGCUUGGUGCCACAGGACAGAGCUGUGAGUCCCCUACUGCACCUCCCCCCUGGUGUUCAGUAGAACAUUUCACAUUUCUCUAGUAGAACAUUUCAUAUUUCUCCUUUCUCUGCUGCCAUCUCCUCAGCACAGAGAGCUGGCUGGUUUUUGGAGUGAUUCAGCCCUGUGGCUGAGGGAGCACCAUGGAGAUCUCAGCUCCCUUUCCCAGCCUGAGAUCACAGAACCACAGAAUGGUUUGGGUUGGAAGGGACCUUAAAAACCAUCUCACUCCAACCCCCUGCCAUGUGUAAUAUCCCACUAGACCAGGUUCCUCAGAGCCCCAUCCAACCUGGCCUUGAGCACAUCCACAGCCACUCUGGACAAGCACAAAAUUCAUCUAUAAAUCGUUUACUUUAAAAAAUAACAAUACAGACAAAUAAUAAGAAUGCAACGUCCUUAACUUCUGUUGGUGCAAAGGCAAGGCUUCUAGAGCUUCCAUUUAAUGAUGAAUUAUUUUUAUGGUAAAUAAAUCUACAAAGGGAGAACUUUUCCUACAUAAGAAACAAAUUUAUAUGUCCUUUUCACUUUUGUAAAGAUCAAAGAUUUGCACUGAAAAUUGUACCUUGAAUCUAGUUACUGAAUGGUUGGCAUUGAGUGGUGAGGGUCCGCUGGGAUGGUGUGAGUACUGUUUCACUUGCUGGGUAUGGGAUUGAAAGAGAUAUCUGCAGUGCAAAACUGUGAUAAAAAGAUAAAAAGUACAAGGAAAAGAUGCUUAGAUAUUCAGCUGGAAAACUAGUAUGGGUUUAUUCUUAGCUUUUCAUGUAUUUGACAAUGAAACAUUUUUUAUUUUACUUAAGUGCUAACGUGCAUGAUCAUACAAUAUAUUGCCUCUUGCUAAUUAUAUGCUGUGUUAGGAAUACUAAUGUCUGGAUGAUAUCUGACUGGAAAAAAAAAUCAGCAUUAAACCCAGCUUCUGCAGAAUUCUGGGCUGAAACUACCCCUGCACACACACAGCUGUCCACACCUUAGAAACAGUCUUGUUUUGUCAUGGAGAAUGCUGCUGUUACAGGUUUUAUCAAUAAAAGAGA